AUGGCUGCGACGAGUGAGAGCUCCGACUCCCUGCGUUUCCGCGUCAGCAAGCUGGGUGGUGAGGAGCAGGACGUUCAGGUUGAGAGAAACUGCAGCCUCGGGGAGUUUAAGAGCAUGCUGGUUGGGCGGGGCCUCGCAAAAGAGGGGCUGGCAGUGGAUUUCAUCGCGGAGGGGGUGCUCAUGAACUUGAGUCGCUCUGGUACAACGAUUGGUGAGCUCAACUUGGCAGAGGAUUCCCAUCUGGUGGUUAUCACUCGGAGAUCGCAUGACUACGGGCAAAUUCGCGAAGUACAGUGCAUGGUGAAAUCCCACCAGUGGCCGCAGGGUGUGCUGACAACGACAGAGGGCCAUUUGUACGUUUGCCACUGGGGCGGCCAGCUUCAGGUAUACGACCUUGAGCUCAAGCUGCUGCGGGAGACGGUCUUGAAAUCUCCUCCAGUGGUGCACCCAAGCCAGAUGGCUAUGGCGCCAAAUGGGGAAUUGCUCAUGGCCUGCUAUGAUGGCAGUGCUGCUGUGGUCGACUCAGGCACGCUCGAGCUGGUAAGGAUGAUUCCUACAACGCAGCGAAACAAAAGCACAGGUCUCGCCAUCCAGGAAGAGGAGCUGUUCGUGUCGCACCUUGGCUCUGGGCAAAUCGACGUCUUCAACCUGCAAACCGGGCAACACCUGCGCAACUUGGAUGGCUUUACCGGGCCAUCCGGCCUCUGCACUUUCGAUGGUGGUCUUCUCGUGGCAGAUCGCGGUGCCAACGCAGUAUGGCUAGUGGACCAUGAGGGAAACCGCACCAAGAUUGGCGAGGGUGAGUUGAAGCACCCCAACGAUGUUGCAGUGGAUCUGUCCGGGAAUAUCUUAGUGAUGGACACAGGCAACGAGCGCAUUGCUGCUUUUCGACCUGAUGGAUCGCUCAUGUGCAGCAUUCUGCCUGGAACCUUCACCGACUUUGGCAACACCCACAGCUACAUCUCGGUUAACCCCGUCAAUGGUGCGAUCUCCGUGUCUAUGGACGAUGCACACCAUGUCGCAAUCCUGGCGCCGCCCAUACAGAGUGAUUGA
Molecule: messenger RNA, 1053 nt
Organism: Symbiodinium sp. CCMP2592
Lineage: Eukaryota; Dinophyceae; Suessiales; Symbiodiniaceae
Source: the annotation of a GenBank genome assembly